CACUUACGGAAAUGUUUACGACUUUGAAAAAAAAUUUCGAACCAAAUACUUCUAAAAUCUUGCUCCGAAACCUAGAGGUAUAUUUUUCAAAUCACCACGUGGAAAAUUUUCGUGGAUCUUUAGGCAACUUUUCAAACGCUCAGUUUUUCAACACAUCUUCAGAAGUUAUUUUGGGCCACAAUUUUUCGAACGCUCUUACUAUUUUCACAGAAUCACCCAACGAAUAUGGCAAUUUUUUGGAUUCAAAAAAAUGGGUUAAUGAACAUCAACAUUUUGGUGUCAUGGUUGGUUAAAUUUUUGUUAGCGAUCUCUCAAGCUGUAUUCUCAAAAAUAGAGCAAAUGGUUGUAGAAAGCAAUGAUCCACUGCAAAUGGAUACAGAGGUUAUGCAACAAACCAUACCAUAAUACAUAAGCGAAAGAGAGAGAGAGAGAACGAAACCGUUUAAACGGUAAUGGUUAUCACAUCACCCGGGAACACAGAUAACCUUGGAUGGAAGUGGUCGGUGAGUCAACUAGAAUUUCCCAUGGUUACGAAAACUUGACCGUCGACAUGGUAUUAUUCAUCAUGAAAGAACUGGUUAACUUUAUAAUUAUCGACGUAAAUGUGAUAUUAACUGCCAGUUAACGUCGCAGUUUCUUUGCCCAAGUCAGUUGAGUCCACAGUUCCAGCUAAUUGUUGAAAACUGUGUUUCUGGGACCGAGAUUACUAUCAGUUGAAAAAUGGACACUGGCAGCGAGAUGUUUAAAAAACGACCCGGAACAACCGACAAGGGUAAAGAGUACGAAAACAUGGCCAUAGCCAACAUCGUUUUACAAAUGGUAGCUGACGAUAAAAUAGAUAACUUUCAAAUAUCGUCAAAUGAUAACAACUUCGGUGCAUUUGAUGAUGUCGUCGUCAAAAUCGAGUCGGAUCUAAAUGUCAUACUAAAAGCAAUGCAGUUAAAACACAGCACCCAAAAAACACUUUCAUCUGAGCAUCUGAAAUCCGCAAAGGGAGACUUUAGUUUAGGCAAAUAUUUUGACUCUUUCCAACCACUCAAGAAUGUAGCACAAGAAUUUAUAAUUUUUACGAAUCGUUCAUUUGGUGUCAAGCAAGACGCAAAGUUUCAGCUACAAGGGCAGAAGUUUUAUGUUCGACCUGUUAAAGUGUGUAGUUCACCUGACCACUUCGCAAUUUCAAAAAACGUAAAUUAUGUCUACAAAUUUGAAAUCGUAGAAGAUGCAUGGACUAGAGAACAUAUCUCCGAAAUUCAAGAUUAUCAAACAUUUUUUUCGAAAUUGUUUCUUUAUACUAAUCAAGAAAAUUUUGACACACUGAGACAAUCAACAAUUGAAAAGUUUAGAACAACGUAUUCUUUGAAUGAAAAGGAUUUCGAUCAAUACUACAAAAUAAUAUCGGAGUGGAAUAUAAGAGAAGGGAACAAAGAAAAGUUGAACAAGAAAUGGAUGAAACGUGCUAUUGCGCUCGAGAUUUUGUCACCUCAUAUUGAGCCGUUAUGUUUUGGUGCAGUUAAUGACCAGAUGAAAAUACUUCGAGAUGCUAUAUCCAUGUUCACUAUCACAUUAGUUGAAGAGAAUUCAAGUGAAAAUGCUAAAAUUUUGUGGGGUGAUGUUGCAAAACAAAAUAUUGACAUUAAAGAAAUAAACAGAAUAAGGACAAAUUACCAACUGUCAGUUGACUAUAUUGAUGCUAACGACAUUGACAAAUUAAACUCAAAGUUAUUUGCGCAGUUGUUGUGGUUGACGGAUAAAUGCCCUUUAAUAAUACGUGAGUUUAAAAAUUUUGAAAAAGCCGUCAAAUUGUGUGAAGAUCUAAAGUUCGUUGUGCUUGGUGACGGAAUGAAAGAGGAAUGGAUGACACACUAUUCGUUAUUCCAAAAUCUGUCAAACCUGAAAGGGGAGUUUUACCAAAAAGUAAUGGAAACUUUUACUGUCUCUAUUCAAGGAAAGGAAGAGUUUAACUUAGUGACAGCUUUUGGAAAAAAUGAAAAAUUUCUGGAAAAUGUGACGACGUCUGAUUUGAUGGGAAUGCUAAACGGACCAUGCUUGAUAGACGGAGAGAAAGAAAUACUCUCUGAACCUUAUAUCGAACGUCAUUUAUCGCAAAAUGUUAUAGAUAUUAAUUAUUUAGAAAAAGUACAUGAAAACACUAUUAUCAUUUUACAAUACACGGGUAAUUUUGAUAAAGUGAAGGAUAAACUUAAAAAAUACAAACUAAUUAAUGUUGAUAAUGUUCCCAAAAAACAAAAUGACAACGAUGAAGGCAUAACAGAAAAUGUAGUUAGCAAUGAAAGCGCGUUUAACGAUAGUUUGGAUAAAAUAGAUUUUCGUAAUAAAAUGUAUAUCAGUAGUAAUAAACUUCUCGAAUCUAAAUUAAAACAAAUAUAUACGGAUAAUUCAAAAAUGCACAGGUUUCACUAUUUCAAAGUCGCAAACAACGGACAUUUGCAAUGGAUUCAAAGCAAAGGUGAUAUGAGUGACUUAGAAAAUUACAAAUUAUCUAACAGCUCUUUCACGCAUGAAAACUCCCUGUGGUCUUCUCAAUUAGAAAAUAACAUCAAUUUGAUAACUAGUGAUCCGGGAAUGGGUAAAUCUGAGUUGAUGAAAAGUUUCAAAAAUAAAUGUCCAGCGCAAAAUUGGACGGUUACGAUUUAUCCUAACGAUGUCCAUUUAUUUUUUAAAUCUUUUAAAUUAAGUCAAGGAUCAAACUACCUAACUUGGUUCGGAAGAUUUAUAAUCAACGAAAAAUACGGCUCACUCAAAAAAUUAGACCAAAGUUUUUUCGAAAUGUGUUUAAAACAAAACCAUAUUGUGUAUGUUUGGGAUGGACUAGAUGAAAUUUUAAACGAAUAUUUAGAUGUUGUUUCAGAUAUAAUACUUCAGCUAACAAAAAGAGGUUUUGUUCAGUGGGUAACUAGUAGAAAACACCUCCAAACUUUUCUAGAGAAAAAAUUCAAUGUGCUGUCAAUUGACUUAACACAAUUUAGCGAUAAAGAACAACAAAAUUACAUAAAACAGCGACUCAAAUGUGUCAGUUCUGAAGCCGAAAUUGAGAUCACCAUUCAGAAAAUUAAAUCUACCUUUGUAAUUAUCGAACAUGUUGACAUAUUAGGAAUUCCGCUUCAGAUAUUUAUGCUCACGGAACUAUUUCGUCGAAAUAACGAAAAGUACUUGGAACUUAUAGACAAUAAAUUUCGUUUAACUGAUUUAUACCGCAGUUUUAUCGAAGAAAAAUUUAACAUCUUCUACGAAAAUAAAAGUGCUUUUGAUCUUCAAAAUCCACAUAUGGCAGUUAUGGUUCGUCGCGAAAAAGAAAAGAUGUUAAAACACUACGAAAUACUUGCGUUAAAACUAAUAUAUCCCGAAUUUGUAUUACAACGAUUAGACAUUAAUUACCAAAAAUCGGUCAAAAAAUUUUCGCGCAAUGACUAUGCGUCUGUUGGUAUAAUAACCCAAGUACAAAGUAACGAACCACACUUUCUUCAUGGAUCUUUUGCGGAAUAUUUAGUUGCCACAUACUUAUCCAAAAAUUUUACAAAUAUACCAGUUGACAUAUUUUUUGAUCAGAAGUAUAACAACGUACGCUUUUUCUUUGAUAUGCUGUUAGCAGAGAACUCACCUGUUCAUCUGGCGAUAUUGUACAAAAAUUUUGACUUCGUUAAAACAUACGAUGACGAAAUAUUAACACGCAAAGAUAACGGGGGAAGAAGUGCUUUACAUUUGAUUUGCUCGUGGGGACAAAGGCACCCACAUGUACAAGUGAUCCACGAAAAUAACAAAUAUAUAGUUGAUGAGGGUACCACCUUUAAUGGUAAACCAGAAAGUACACAAUUUCUUGAGGCAGUAAUGUAUUUACAAACCAAAAACAAUAAUUCAGAACAUGAUUCCCUGCUAGGGAUAACACCGCUGUUGUAUGCCAAGAAAAGUGAAAGUUUGGCGGUCGAACUAAAAUUACUACUACGUAAAAAUACAAUUUUUUUCCAAUCAAUUACUGAUGAUGAUAGAAUAAACAUUUUGUAUUACUCCACUUUACUCGCGUAUGACGACGUAAUUGAAGUGUUUAGUCAAAAGUUAAGUAAUAGUCAUCAGGAAAUUAACUUUAUUACGAAAGCCGACCACAAAACGCCACUUAUCUUAGCAUCCAAGGGAGGACACAAAAAAAUUGUUGAAUAUUUGGUGAAAUCAGGGGCCGAAAUAAAUCGACCAGAGCGUGAUGGUUCUACGCCGCUAUUCGUCGCUUCACAUUAUGGCCACUUACAAACUGUCACGUAUUUAGUGAAAUCUGGAGCUGAAAUAAAUGGUUCCAUGAAUAGUGGUUUUAUUCCACUUAACACAGCUGCUUAUAACGGCCACGAAUUAAUUGUCGCGUUAUUAGUGAAAUCAGGCGCAGACGUCAAUCGUGCUAGUAAAAACGGUCUAACAGCACUUGAAGGCGCUUCUUUUAACGGCCAUAUAGCAAUUGUGGAAUAUUUAGUGAAAUCAGGGGCCGAACUAAAUCGAGGUGAUGAUUUUACACCCCUUUACUUAGCUUCGCAAAGCGGCCACUUACAAACCGUCAAGUAUUUAGUGAAAUCCGGAGCCGAAAUAAACCGUCCUAUCACUGGUGGAAAUACACCGCUUCAGAUAGCUUCUGAUAAGAACCACGAAAUGAUUGUUGAAUUUUUAGUGAAAUCAGGUGCAGAAAUCAAUCUCGCUAAUGACAACGGUUGGACUGCACUCCGUGUCGCUUCUUAUAACGGCCAUGAAGAAACAGUUCAAUUUUUAGUGAAAUCAGGGGCUGACAUAAAUCACCUAGAUAACAAUGGCCUUACACCCCUGUACGUAGCUUCACAAAAUGGCCACUUACAAACUGUCAAGUACUUAGUGAAAUCCGGAGCCGAAAUCGAUCGUUUCACGGAACUUGCAUCUACACCACUUCACACAGCUUCUCAUUAUGGCCACGAAUUAAUUGUUGAAUUUCUAGUGAAAUCGGGUGCCGAUAUCAAUCGUGCUAAUAAAAUCGGUCUUACCGCGCUUCAAGGUGCUUCACUAAACGGCCAUGAAAAAAUUGUGAAACAGUUAGUGAAAUCAGGGGCCGAAAUAAAUCGCGGAGAUAAUGAUGGUUUUACACCGCUUUACGCAGCUUCACAAAACGGCCAUUUACAAACCGUCAAAUAUCUAGUGAAAUCCGGUGCCGAAAUCAAUCGUCCUACGAAUACUGGCUCUACACCCCUUCACAAAGCUUGUGAAAACGGCCACGAAUUAGUAGUUGCAUUCUUAGUGAAAUCAGGUGCCGAAAUCAAUCGUGGUAACAAAGACGGUCAUACCGCGUUACGCAACGCUUGUUUCCACGGCCACGAACUUAUUGUCGAGUGUUUAGUGAAAUCAGGGGCCGACAUAAAUCUAGCAGAUAACGAAGGCUUCACACCCCUUUACGCAGCUUCACAAAACGGCCAUUUACAAAUUGUCGUGUCGUUAGUGCAAUCCGGGGCCGAAAUAAAUCCUCCCACCAGAAGUGGAUAUACACCACUUUAUAUAGCUUCUAUAAAUGGCCACGAAAAAAUUGUGCAAAGUUUAGUAAAAUUAGGAGCCGAAAUAAAUCGAGGCAAUAAGGAUGGUUUUACACCGCUUUACGUAGCGUCACAGAAUGGCCACUUACAAACUGUGAAGCACUUAGUGAAAUUCGGGGCCGAAGUAAAUCGUGCCAUUAAUAGUGGCUAUACGCCGCUUCAUAUCGCUUCGGAAAAGGGCCACGAAAUAAUUGUUGAAUUCUUAGUGAAAUCCGGCGCCGAAAUCAACCGUACUGACACAAACGGUUUUAUUGCGCUUCACGCAGCUUCCUUUAACGGCCACCAGAAAACUGUCGAAUGUUUAGUGAAACUAGGGGCCGAAAUAAAUCACGCAGAUAGCGGUGGCUUCACACCACUGUACUUAGCUUCACAGAAUGGCCACUUAUCAACUGCGACGUGCUUAGUGAAAUCCGGGGCCGAAGUAAAUCGUGCGAUUAAUAAUGGUUAUACACCGCUUCACAAAGCUUCUGACAAUGGCCACGAAUUAAUCGUCGAAUUCCUAGUGAAAUCGGGCGCCGAUGUCAAUCGCGGCGAUAAAGACGGUUUUACUGCGCUUCGUGGCGCUUCCCUCAACGGCCAUGAAAAAAUUGUCGAAUGUUUAGUGAAAUCAGGGGCCGAAGUAAAUCGGGCAGAUAAAGAUGGUGUUACACCGCUUCACGCAGCUUCACAAAAUGGUCACUUCCAAAUUGUGAAGGGUUUAGUGGAAUCAGGGGCCGAAGUCAAUCGUCGUAUUAAUAUGGGGUGUACAGCAGUUUACAUGGCGUCACAAAUGGGUCACGAAAGUAUUGUCGAGUUUUUAGUGGAAUCCGGGGCCGAAGUGGAUAGCGCUAGUAACGAUGGCUCUACAUCGCUGUAAAAACUGGAAAUACUUUGUAGAAUCCGGAGCCAAUCAAGGCGCUCUGUACACACUUCGCUGUGAGAGAAGUGCUCGAGAAUAAUAAGUGUUCAAAAUUCAGGUCCCUUUCCCUCUUCGUAUUUACAACGACAUUUUCUUACUAGAAUAAUUAUUUUUCGAAGCGCAUCAAUGUUUAAAAUUAAAUCCUGAAUUUGUUAUACAAGAAAAUAAAAAUGAAAUUUGGUUGAUUUUGUGCCCUCAACGCAUAGGAAAGGAGUGAUUGAUUAAUCCAUACUCAGUGUUUUCCCCAAGAACUCUCAUAAAUUUGUAGAAAUUCAACGGGCAAAUUUUUAGCAUGUUUCAAAUAAUCUUAAACUAUUUGCACCAUUUCACUGCAUUCGGUUUUUGCAAUUUCAAAGUUACAUUGUAAAAUAUUCUUAUAUAAUGUUGAUUUUUUUUUUCCAAAAAUCUGCAUGCUCAGGGUAAAAACUCAACGCGGAUUCAUAAAUCACACAUGCAGGAGUAUGCAAUCCUAUAAAAUUAAAUAUAUAACAGAAAAAAAAUGGACAAAUUAGUAGUAAGUAAAACUUCACGUCAAAAAUUGACUUUUUUAUUUUAUAAAAAAAGCAAUAAAAACCUUCAACGUCAAAAUUGGCCCGUUUGCUUAAAACAUGAUAGAAUGAUGAUGAAAAAACAGGAAAAAAAGAUUAAAUAGAUGAAAAAAAAACGAUGAAACGUACCAUUUUACAUUCUACUGAUUUUAGUUUAGAAAUUUUAUCUAAAACGUCCGAUAAUCGAAUCCUUAAACCCGGGUCAUUCAACCAGAUCAGAAUUUACCAAAAAUUCUAUUUGGUAAAGAUAAAUUAAAUCGGCAAAAUUGUAAAAUCAGGUCAUUAUUGUUUAAAGUAGAUUUAUAAACUCGCUGUUGACGUUGAAAUUCCCGUUGCAGUUGCUGUUCCCACUGACGUUGUUUAUAGAGCAGAAAAUUGAAUAAAAAGGCGGAUCUAAGUUGAUUACUACAAAAAUUUACCAUUUUGGACAUGUUUUAAGUUUCUUGUUGUCGAAAUAAGUCCACACAUGUUAAGAGAAAAAGGCAAGAUGUAGCCCCACCCACCCGCCCUAUCUCAAUUGUGAUGAUUUUUUUUAUUCGUCGUGAGCCAAGUAGUAGUAGUACUUUCUAAAGUACGACUGAUUUUGGCAAAUGACAUUCCUCUAAGAAAAUAAAGAGCGGUUUUUCUUAGAGGAUAUGUCAUCUGCCAAAAUCAGUUCUAUCUUAGAAGGCGGUA
Messenger RNA from Zophobas morio, 7670 nucleotides. RefSeq lists its product as uncharacterized. Gene Ontology annotation, molecular function: protein binding. The transcript is spliced from 3 exons. NCBI's taxonomy places the organism in Eukaryota, Metazoa, Arthropoda, Insecta, Coleoptera, Tenebrionidae. The record is from RefSeq and is a predicted model, not a curated record. The coding region runs from base 721 to 6405 and encodes 1894 amino acids.